Messenger RNA from Apiotrichum porosum, 1827 nucleotides. RefSeq lists its product as uncharacterized. Gene Ontology annotation, molecular function: medium-chain fatty acid-CoA ligase activity. The record is from RefSeq and is a predicted model, not a curated record. Bases 1 to 1827 code for a protein of 608 amino acids. The transcript is spliced from 6 exons. Gene Ontology annotation, biological process: fatty acid metabolic process. Lineage: Eukaryota; Fungi; Basidiomycota; Tremellomycetes; Trichosporonales; Trichosporonaceae.
AUGGCCGCGCAACUCAGCUUGUACCCUCUCCUGACCCGCAUUGCCAACCGCGCAGAGGCCGCUCCGGAUGCGCUGGCCAUCACCGAUGUCCCGCACGGUGUCACGGUGGACUACCGCUCCCUGGCGCACGACGUUGUGCGGCUCGCCGUCGACCUCGUGGACGCAGCGUCCCCUGCCCCCGGGACAGACCUGCAGGAGCAGCGAGUCGCCAUUCUGUGCGACAAGGGCUACCUAGUCCCGCUCUCGCUGCUGUCCAUUUGGGCCGCAGGCGGCUUCGCCCUCCCCGUGCUCGCGAGCCUGCCCCUCGCGGAGCAACGGUAUCUCAUCGACAAUGCCGACUGCGCGUUGAUCAUCUGUGACCGCGCGAACCGCCACCGCGCUGACGAGCUCGCUGGGAACAAGCCAGCCGGCAGCGAACCUUGCAAUGUCCUCGAGAUGUCCCUCGAGCGCAUCCGCGAGCCGCGCGAUGACCUCCCAGACCCGCAGGACUCGGCCAAGCUCCUCCUCUCCCGGCCGCAGAUUGACGGUGAACGCCGAGCCAUGAUGCUGUACACGUCCGGAACGACCGGUCGGCCAAAGGGUGCCGUCACGCGACACUCUGCGCUCUCGGCGCAGGUGGAGAGUAUCGUGACGGCGUGGCGAUGGACCGAGGCGGAUAACCUCCUCCACAUCCUGCCCCUCAACCACCUGCACGGUAUCUGUGUGGCGCUGCUCCCGUCCCUGUGGGCCGGUGCGCAUGUCGAGCUCUGGAGCAAGUUUGACGGACAAGCGAUUUGGAAGCGGUGGAUCAACGAGGACCGUCGGGUGCCGGUUACAAUGUUCUUUGGCGUCCCCACCGUGUACUCGCGUCUCAUCACUGCCCACGCUUCCCUAUCGCCUGACGAGCAGGUGGCCGCUACAAAGGGCUCGGCGUCGCUGCGCCUGCAGGUCUCGGGCUCGGCCCCGCUGCCAGUUUCGGUCAAAGCCGCAUGGGAGCGUCCUGGCGGUGUCGGAGGCGGCCAGGUCCUUCUUGAACGCUACGGCAUGACCGAGACGGGGCUCAUCGCUACCACCGGUUGGGAGAACGACAAACGCGUGGGCGGCUAUGUCGGCAAUCCGAUGCCCAACGUCGAGAUCCGCCUGUUCGACCUCGACACCAACGCCGUCGUCGACACAGCCGACACGCCCGGCGAGGUCCAGGUCCGCGGACCGGGAAUCACAAAGGAGUACUGGCGCCUCCCCGAUGCCACCGCCAAGGAGUUUAUCGAUGGGUGGUUCAAGACCGGCGACAUCGCCGAGCGAUGCGGCGCCGCGGGUCCCGCACACAACAUGUACCAUAUCCUCGGCCGCAACAGUGUCGACAUUAUCAAGAGCGGUGGCGAGAAGAUCAGCGCUGUCGAGAUUGAGCGCGCCAUUCUCGAGCUGCCGGAUAUCCAGGACGCGGCAGUUGUCGGCGUCGCAGAUGAGGAGUGGGGCCAGGUGGUUGCUGCCUGUAUCGUCACCUCGCGCGCGCAGCUCACGCUCGAACAACUGCGUAACGAGUUGCGUUCCGAGAUCGCGUCGUUCAAGCUGCCCCGUAAGCUCAAGGUGGUGGACGUCAUCCCCCGUAACGGGAUGGGUAAAAUUCAAAAGAAACAAAUCGUGGAGCAGCAAUUCGGUCCCGAGGCCAUCGAUACGGAGCACGCCAAAAACCGCUUCCUACCAUGCCUCGUCUCCCUCACGCUUCAUUCAAUGCUAUCCGGCCGUCCACGAGAGGUUCUGGACAUCAUCCAAAAGGCAAAAGAGAAGCUGAAGCUGUUGCUUGAGCUGUCGAAGCCUAGUAUGGGGCUCGAACCCAUGACAUUUUGA